CUUCUACGUGACUUUACCGAAAGAACCAAGAAUAUGUAUUUACAGUACUUUGUUGUUGUUCGACGGCGUGACGUAAGUCGCAGAUUGCGCCGCGUGACGUCAUUGAAUGUAGGGUUAGAUUUAAAUUUUUAGCGAUAGAUUUUAUUUUAUUUACUUGAGCAGGAAGGGUCCUAUUAAGAUUUAAAUGAGAUUAUUUAGAUUGCGUCUAGAUUGUUUAGGUUAUUGUUGUACACGUUCUGACUCGCCUUUUCCGGGCAUCUGUGAAAACGAGCUUUACAGCUCACCGGAUUCCUCCAGUAAAUUUAAUAUUCUUAGUCUCUCUUUAAUAAAUUAUUUUUUUAUUUCUACGUGACUUUACCGAAAGAACCAAAGAGUAAUAAUUCCUGCAGUCAAGAAAACGCCAAAUCAAAUUCUUAGUCUCUAUACAGAUGGACAUCGUGACGUCGCCGAGUGUUACCGCGAAGCUCGUGACGUCGCCAUUGUGUUGCGGCGCAGCCCGUGACGUCGCUGAGUAUUGCGGCGCAGCCCGUGACGUAAACCGGAGGCACCGCCGCAACUUCGUGCCUCGUGACGUCACAGGCGCGCCGAGGUUUCCCCCCGCGUGACGUCACAGGCGCGCGCGUGACGUCACGCGGGGGGGUGAAAGCGAAGCGAUAGUCAUGGCGGCGUCCACCGGCGUGCUGCCGUUCGUGCGCGGCGUGGACUUGAGUGGAAAUUCCUUCAAGGGUGGCUACUUUCCUGAGAGUGUGGAAGACAUGAGCAGUCUUCGGUGGCUGAAGCUCAACCACACGGGACUGUGUUACCUGCCGGAAGAGCUGGGAAAACUGGAGAAGCUGGAGUACUUGUCCGUGAGCCAUAACAGCAUCAACACCCUCCAUGGAGAGAUUUCACACCUGCCUUGUCUCCGGGCCAUUGUUGCUCGCGCUAACAACCUGAAGAACAGCGGCGUUCCCAAUGACAUCUUUCAGCUGGAGGACCUUUCUGUCCUGGACCUGAGCCACAACCAGCUGACAGAGGUCCCGCGGGAGCUGGAUAAAGCGCGCAACAUGCUCGUCCUCAAUCUAAGCCACAACAGUAUUGGGCCGUCGCUGCACAGUCAGCUAUUCAUCAACAUCACGGACCUCCUGUACCUGGACCUGAGCAACAACCGCCUGCAGAGUCUUCCCCCACAGAUGCGGCGCCUCGUCCACCUGCAGACCCUCAUCCUCAACAACAAUCCGCUGCAGCACGCGCAGCUCCGGCAAUUGCCUGCCUUGACGAAACUGCAGACUCUUCACUUGCGGAACACACAGCGAUCUCCGAACAACAUGCCCGCGUCGCUGGAUGCACUAAGCCACCUAACAGAUGUGGACCUGUCGUGUAACGACAUGCCCAGCAUCCCCGAGUGUCUGUACGCCCUGUCGACGCUCCGGCGUCUAAAUCUGAGCGACAACCAGAUCUCCGAGAUGUCUCUCUGCAUGGACCACUGGACCAACAUGGAGACUCUCAACCUAUCUCGGAAUAAACUCACUAUGUUGCCUAUGGCUGUGUGCAAGUUAUCCAAACUCAGAAAACUCUUCAUCAACUCCAACCGUCUUAACUUUGAGGGCAUCCCAUCCGGGAUUGGCAAACUGCAAAACCUGGAGCAAUUUAGUGCCGCCAAUAACAGCCUGGAGCUUAUCCCAGAAGGCCUCUGCAGGUGCAGAAAACUGAAGAAACUUAUUUUGAAUAAAAACUGCCUCGUCACGCUGCCUGAAACGGUCCACUUCUUACGUCUGCUUGAGGUUCUGGAUGUGAGGGACAACCCUGAGCUGGUGAUGCCCCCUAAGCCAGUGGAUCGUUCGGCCGAGUGGUACAACAUUGACUUCUCGCUGCAGAACCAGCUCCGUCAGGCCGGGGCAUCUGCCGCUGCCGUGGCUGCUGCUGCUGCUGUGCCCGGAGGGGGCAGCACCAAAGAUGUGAUAGCACGCAAGAUGCGCCUCCGGAGGCCCCUGGACUCGACAGAGGAGGACCAGGCCAAGCAGGUGCUGCAGGGCAUGACAGACGUGGCGCAGGAAAAGAGUCGCCGCAUGGACCAGGAGAUGGGCGAGCUGGGUUGCUCGGACCUGAAGGCGCGGCGAUGGGACGAGGGGCUGGAGAAGCCGCAGAUCGACUACUCCAACCUCUUCGUCGAGGGCGUGGGCGGCCGUCCCGGUGUGGAAAUGUGGCAGAUCGACAACUUUUACCCGACGCCCGUGGACGACAACAUGCACGGGAAGUUCUACGAGGCCGACUGCUACAUUGUGCUCAAGACGUUCUCGUCGCGCGAGGUGUCGGACCAGGCGUGGCAGAUCUUCUACUGGAUCGGCGGCGAGUGCACGCUCGACAAGAAGGCGUGCGCCGCCAUCCACGCCGUCAACCUGCGCAACUUCCUCGGCGCCAAGUGCCGCACGCUGCGCGAGGAGAUGGGCGAAGAGAGCCCCGAAUUCUGCACCGUGUUUGACAACAAGCUGGCUUACAUCGAGGGGGGCAGCCCCAGUGGCUUCUUCACGGUGGAAGAGACCGUCUAUGUGACCCGCAUGUACCGCUGUUACGGAAAGAAGAACAUCAAGCUGGAGCCAGUUCCUUUGACGGGAAGCUGCCUAGACCCAAGGUUUGUGUUUAUGCUGGAUAAAGGACUCACGAUUUACAUCUGGAAGGGACUGUACGCCAAACUUGGAGCCAAAACUAAGGCCAGGCUUUUUGCAGAGAAGAUCAACAAAAACGAGCGCAAAGGACACGCGGCGAUCGAAGUUCUGGUGCAGAACCAUGAACCGGCUGAGUUUUGGGACAUCCUGGGAGGGCAGCCCGAAGAGAUCAAGUGCCAUGUGCCCAAGGACUUUAGCCCUCCGCGGCCAAAACUUUACAAGGUGGGGUUAGGACUUGGAUACCUGGAGCUUCCGCAGGUGAACUACCGCUUGUCGGUGGAACACGCCGACACCAAACUCACCAGAGAUCUGGUGCCAGAUCAAAGGCUGGUGCAGAGCCUGCUGGACACUCACGGCGUCUACAUCCUGGACUGCGCGUCCGACGUGUUCGUGUGGAUCGGACGGCGCUCCCCGCGCCUGGUGCGUGCUGCGGCCGGCAAGCUGGCGCAGGAGCUGUGCAGCCUCGUACAGCGGCCUGCACACGCGGUGGUGACGCGCAGCCUGGAGAGCACGGAGACGCAGGUGUUCAAGUCAAAGUUCAAGAACUGGGACGACGUGCUGAAGGUGGACUACACGCAGAGCGCCGAGAGCAUGAGGCGCGUCGAGGCCCCCACACCAACGUUGACCACGACAACGGCGGCCGGCGACGAGGUGGACACCGCCGACCCCAAGAAGGAGAAGCAGAUGAAGGCCGACCUCUCCGCUCUCUUCCUGCCCCGCCAGGCGCCCAUGCCUUUCACCGAGGCCGAGCAGCUGAUGGAGGAGUGGGGAGAUGACCUGGAUGGCAUGGAGGCCUUCGUACUGGAGGGAAAGAAGUUUGUGCGUCUCCCCGAAGAUGAACUGGGCCACUUCUACACACACGACUGCUACGUCUUCCUAUGCCGGUACUGGAUGCCCGUUGAGUACGAAAACACGGCAGAGGAAGGAGGCGAGGCCGGGGUUGCAGGGGAGGCCGGGGCGGGCGCGGCUGACGCAGGGGGGGAGGCCGGUGAGACCGUGGAGCCCAGUGGGGCUCGGCCGGAGAAGUCGUCGUUAGCGGCGGCCACAGGCGUGGAGGAGGACAUGCAGUGCGUGGUGUACUUCUGGCAGGGCCACGAUGCCUCAAACAUGGGCUGGCUCACCUUCACGUUCAGCCUGCAGAAGAAGUUUGAGAGCCUGUUCCCCGGCAAGCUCGAGGUAGUGCGGAUGACGCAGCAGCAGGAGAACCCCAAGUUCCUGUCGCACUUCAAGAGGAAGUUUCUGAUUCACCGGGGCCACAGGAAGUUCACGGAUAACGACGCGCAGCCGAGUCUGUACCACGUGCGCAGCAACGGCAGCGCGCUGUGCACACGGUGCAUUCAGAUUAAUACUGAUGCUGCCUUUCUCAACUCUGAAUUCUGUUACAUUCUCAAGGUGCCGUUUGGCAGCGAGGACGGCCCAGGGAUGGUCUACGCAUGGGUGGGGCGGGGGGCCGCGCCGGACGAGGCUCGGCUCACGGAGGAGAUCAUGGGCAGCAUGUUCCACGCCUCCUACAGCAAGCAGGUGAUCAACGAGGGAGAGGAGCCGGAAAACUUCUUCUGGGUGGGGAUUGGCGGUCGGAAGCCAUACGACCAAGACGCCGCUUACAUGCGCACGGCACGUCUAUUCAGGUGCUCCAACGACAAGGGCUACUUCUCCGUUUCCGAGAAGUGCUCCGACUUUUGCCAGGAUGACCUGGCAGACGACGACAUCAUGGUGUUGGACAAUGGCGACGAGGUGUACAUGUGGGUGGGCACGCAGACCAGCCAGGUGGAGAUCAAGCUGGGGCUCAAGGCCACACAGGUCUACAUCCAGCACAUGAAGAGCAAGGAGGCGGAGAAUCCACGCAAGCUGCGCCUGGUGCGCAAGGGCAACGAGCCGCACAUAUUCUCGCGCUGCUUCCACGCCUGGGUGCCCUUCCCCAAGCCGACGAACUGAUGCCUUCAGUGGCAAGUGACGGUUGCCUACUCGCACCUCUAUAAACGCCCCCUUUCGUCGGCAGCCUGCAAUAACACCCGCCCCCAAAGUAAACAAUUUAAACUAAGCUAAUUGAAACUAUUUAAUAUUUUAGCAGGUAAGGCCCAAUGAGCUCUACUAUAAAUAGCUCUUUUUCAGAAACGGCCCAGCCACAAAUGAUAGUUCAACGAAAGUGGCUUGUUGUGUGGAAAUUUAUAGCAGCCAAAUACUC
Molecule: messenger RNA, 4830 nt
Organism: Petromyzon marinus (sea lamprey)
Lineage: Eukaryota; Metazoa; Chordata; Hyperoartia; Petromyzontiformes; Petromyzontidae
Product: protein flightless-1 homolog
Biological process (GO): actin polymerization or depolymerization; barbed-end actin filament capping; actin filament severing
Cellular component (GO): nucleus; actin cytoskeleton; cytoplasm
Molecular function (GO): actin filament binding; phosphatidylinositol-4,5-bisphosphate binding
Source: RefSeq, a predicted model, not a curated record